Messenger RNA from Siniperca chuatsi (mandarin fish), 9015 nucleotides. RefSeq names its product reversion-inducing-cysteine-rich protein with kazal motifs (gene reck). NCBI's taxonomy places the organism in Eukaryota, Metazoa, Chordata, Actinopteri, Centrarchiformes, Sinipercidae. The record is from RefSeq and is a predicted model, not a curated record. Gene Ontology annotation, biological process: extracellular matrix organization; sprouting angiogenesis; blood vessel maturation. Gene Ontology annotation, molecular function: metalloendopeptidase inhibitor activity; protein binding. The transcript has 21 exons. The coding region runs from base 117 to 3041 and encodes 974 amino acids. Gene Ontology annotation, cellular component: plasma membrane.
GGAGAGAGAGAGAGAGAGAGAGAGAGAGAGCGUUAACAGGGGAUCCAUGGAGCAUGUCAUAGCACCAGUGUUUUCUAUGUCUUCUUGUCCACGAUGCACUUUAGGAUUUCAAUAAGAUGCGUGUGUGUUUCCAGAUAAUCAGCUUCUUCCUCGCCGUAAACUUUUACUGCCAGCCGCUCCGAGCUCAGGAUCCCUCCUGUUGCCACCAUGCUGCCGAGUUUUCGCCUUGCAAAGAAGCUUGUGACCAGCUCGCCACUAUAAAGAGUGAGUCUCGUCUAAAGCAUCUCCUUCAGAGGUUACCCGGUUACUGUCCAGAGUCUAUGAAUGAACUUUGGAUGUGCAUUAACUCUACACUUCCAGGAGUAUCCAGGAAGUCAGACGGCUGGGUGGGGCUGGGCUGCUGCGAGCUGGCUAUCUCAUCUGAGUGUCGCAGGGAAUGCAGACAGGCAUCAUCUAAAAAUGACAUAACAAAAGUAUGCAAAAAAGUCACAGAGAACUCCCUCUACAGCUGCAUCACCAAAAAUGAAAUGGGCUCCACAUGCUGCAGCUAUGCAGGGCGUCACACCACCUGUAGGGAGUACUGCCAGGCCAUCUUCAGGACUGACUCAACCCCCACCGUGUCCCAGAUCAACGCUGUCAAAGAGUACUGUCACAGUCACAGUGCUCAGCUGCUCAGCUGCGUCAGCAACUUCACCAAGUCCUACCCCAUACGCAGCCCUCUCGACAGUCUGUACUGCUGUGACCGGGCGGAGGCUACCCACUGCCAGGUGGCUUGCCGGCGAAUCCUUCGCACCAUGAGCACCGAGCACGAGAUCAUGGAGGGUUUGAUCGAGGAGUGUGGCUCCCAGCCGCUCCCUCAGGAACCUAUGUGGCAGUGCUUUCUGGGCAGCGCCCACCCUCCUUCCCCACCUGAAGAGGAGACCCCCCAUCCUGCCAAGAUGGACUGUGCCAAGCUGCACUGCUGCUCCAAGGCUAACACUUCACUCUGCAGAGACAUGUGUCAGGAGAUCAGUACUAACUGGGGCAGCCAGACGUGGCAAGACUUUGACCAGCUCUGUGAGUACAACCCUGGGGAGACAGAGCUCAUCAACUGCCUGGCUGAUGUCAGAGAGCCCUGCCAGCUGGGCUGCAAGGACCUCAACUACUGCACCAACUUCAACAACAGGCCCACAGAGCUGUUCCGCAGCUGUAAUGUCCAGUCAGACCAGGGAGCCAUGAAUGACAUCAAGCUGUGGUCCAAUGGGACGAUCAAGAUGCCGUUCAUGAACAUCCCUGUGCUGGACAUCAGGAAAUGUCUGCCGGACAUGUGGAAGGCCGUGGCCUGUUCCCUGCAGAUCAAACCCUGCCACAGCAAGUCCAGAGGCAGCGUCAUAUGCAAGUCAGAUUGUGUGGACAUCCUGACCCAGUGUGGGGACAGGAAACGUUUCCAUGAAGGACAAACUCCAGAGAGGAUCUGUGAGCUGCUGUCACCCAUUGAUGACCCUGAACGCUGCAUCCCCCUCCACAGAUACCUCACCCCCAGUUCUCUAGGCAACAACAUUGUUGUGGAGGUCAUCCAUCCAUGCAACCCCAACCCAUGCCCCAGCAACCACUUGUGCCAGGUCAACAGGAAGGGCUGCCUUGAUGAACUCAACUGUCAGCCAUACCUCUGUGUGCCAGGCUGUAAACUGGGCGAGGCCUCAGAGUUUCUGGUGCAGCAGGACGCUCGUAUCCAGGUGCCUACUCGUGCUGGUCCUGCUGGAUGCUACGAGGUCUGCAGCUGUGGUCCCAGUGGGCGUCUGGAGAACUGUGUGGAGAUGCCAUGUGUGGACACCAGCAAGCCCUGCAUCGUAGGAGGACAGAGGAAGAGCCAUGGGACAUCUUUCAGGAUCGACUGCCACACCUGUUCCUGCUUCGCUGGUGACACCAUCUGCUCCACCAGAGAAUGCCUCGGCCUGGACAGCUCUGAUGAGGACCGCCGACACCUAACUGGUCCGUCCGUGUGUUUGUCAAAUGCCACACGUGCACCUGUCUUUCAACAAUGUCUUCCCUGUAGUUGUCCGGACCGCUUCGUCCCAGUGUGUGCCUCUAAUGGGCGGACCUAUCCCAGCGCCUGUGUGGCUCGCUGUAUGGGAUUCAAGGACCAUCAGUUUGUCUUCGGCCUGUGCCGCCUCAGUAACCCCUGUACCAACAAACCCUGCCAGAGAAACCAGAGGUGCAUCCCAAAGUAUCGUGUGUGUUUGAGUGACUCGUCGGACUGCCCGCAGUAUGAGUGUGUUGGCCGGCCAGCAGCCUGUGAUAAGAACAGUGUGGAGCCGGCCUGUGAUACCGACGGCCUGGUCCACCCCAGUCUGUGCCAGCUGCAGCAGGCUGGGAAAACCCUGGCCUAUAUGGGCCAUUGCCAGGAUGCCUGUAGGAAGCCUCAGCAGGUUUGUGGCCAUAAUGGUGAGACCUAUAACACAGUGUGCGAUGCCUUCUCGGACCGCGUGGCUGUGGACUACAAGGGCCCCUGCCACGCUGUGGGGGCCGUGUCUGACGUGGCCCCAGACUCUGCGUGCAGUGUAAUUCCCUGUCCGCCUCUGUCCACUCCGGGCUGCUGGCCUGUCACCCCACCUGGAGCCUGUUGUCCCAUAUGUGCCAGCAUGCUGCAGAUCCUCUGGAGCAAAGAGCAGAUGAACACUUUCUCUAAGUUGAAUAAGAACCAGCCGGUGACGGUCCAUGACAUCCUGCAGACCCUACGGCUUCAUGUCUCCGUGCCGCAGUGCGACGUCUUUGGCUACCUGAGCAUCGACCACGAGCUGGUGGUCCUCAUCGCUCCAGUGGACCAGCAGCCAACACCGCUGCAGAUUGAAGCCUGCAGUAAGGAGGCCGAGAAGAUUGAUUCCCUCAUCAAUUAUGCCAGCCCUACGCUGGUCUCCCACGUCCCUCUCUCCGCCUUCCUCACCUCCGAGAUCAAGACCUCCUCCAUCCACUCAUCCGGGGGCACUCUGCUUUCAUCUCUGCCCCCCGGCCUGUGCUUCCUCCUAGGCCUCCUCAUCGCCACAGCCCCUGUCCUCCACUAGCUCUAAGUGCUUAUUAUCCCCACCCAGCCCCUCCCUCACUAACUCUUGAGUGUUCCAAAGUAGCCCCCCCUCCUGUGAUGACGCGGGUGUCAGUGUGUUCGGGCGGUCACGGAGCAGGAAGAAGCAGCGGCGACAUCUUCCCGACAAUCAUUCCUAUUGACUCACCUGCGUGUCAAACAAUCAAGGUGGUGGAAAAACUAUUAUUAUGGAAAGCUUUUGUAUGAACUGUGUUACUCAGUGAAUGAGUUACUCACUGGGUUUCCCUCCAGUGAAGUAUGCUUAAGUGUGUGAGUGUGUGUAUGCGUGUGUGUAACCUUUAAGAAGCAUUUGACUUCAUACCAGCAGUGUUUAUCCAUUAGUCCCAGCAGCAAGCUCUCCUCUGAAAGCUGUUGAGUGGGAAUGGAAAUUUCAUGACUCACUCUGUCUUGUUCUGAGGCUUUGUGUGUGUCUUUAUGUGUGUGUUUGUGCGUGUCCGAUUGGAUUUUGGAGACAGACAAGGACAAAACAUCUUUGUCUGGCAGCACAUCUGUCUGACAAAUUACCCGAAAUUCCCUCAGCCACACACACUUUCACAUGCACUCACACACAAAGAUUAGUGUCACUUAAUCCACCUCUGUUCAGUGUAAACCAUAUAAUAGAUGGAGUCUGAUCAGCAUUUGUGACAGCAAGUGACACUUUUUAUGCCUCCGGUAAACACAGGCAUGCAAACUUGUAACCUUUCGGUGAAAUUUGCCGUUUUUAAUCCAAAAUAUGUCACGUACGUGAUUUGUGCAGAUCAGAUGAGAAAUAUAAAAAAGGGCAGUCAGAAAGAGGUAAGAGAUCAAAUUGGAUGAAAACAAUAAUUGUUAGCAAGCUAGCUAACAUUGUUACCUAUCCUGUUAGAUACAGUAAUGUUAAUACCAAUUUGAUAACCUAGCAUUGUUAGCUAGAUAAUCGACCACAUACUCACUCAGAGUGACAGACAGCUAAGGUAAUGUUAGCUAGCUAGCUAAUUUUACAUCAUCGUUACAUGCGUUGUCCAUCUUAGUCCAUGGGCCAGACCAGGACAUUUCACGUAUCGGUACCAUCUGAGGUGGCAAAGGUUCAAUGGUCCUACGUUGUUCUUCACAUUUCAAUGAACAAGUUGAUGUAUGAUAGACCUGUCAAAAGAGUAGCUAAAUAUAUUUUAUAUGCCAUAAUAGAUCGGCUCAUUCACAGAGAACAGUGGCAGUAACCUGGAUGUAACAUAACGUUACCCCUCAACAGGAUACACUAAGUCGCAGUCUCUCUCCUCUUGCAGCAGACAAUACAUACACGUUAUGUAUACAACAUGUAAUGCAUGCAUGAGCUAGCUUGUAUCAAAAGCAGAAGAAAACGAGACAAAACUGAGUUUUAAGGAUUUUCUUUUGCCGCAAGUUUUUACAUUAAGUAGCCUAUGCUCCAUUCAACAUGUUGGAUACAAUAGCAAACAAUAGACCAGAUAGAUUAAUAAGGCAGCUGGCUAUUUUGCUAGCUUGCAAUCACUAACUAAUGGUAGUGUUAAGGUUUGUUAUUUGAGUGUUCUCUUAUAUUAGUCAAUAUUACAUUUGGGGUAAUGACACUGAUCCUAGAUCAGCAAUUAAAUGCAACUUUUGCCUCAAGUUUAUUCUAAUACAUUCUUAUUAAUUAUACUGCAAUGGAGAACAGGGUAAGAUGAACACUUUUUACAUUUUAAACAAUCAUGGCCAGAAAAAUACUAAUUUGAUCUAAUAAUAAAGUGUUAAUUUAUCUGGUCUAUCGUUUGCUAUCGUCCUUAAAACUCAGUUUUGUCCCAUUUUUUUCUGCUUUUGGAUAAGCUAGCUCAUGCAUGCAUUACAGGAUGUAAACAUAAUGUGUAUUUAUCCAGCAUCGUCUGUUGAGGGGUUACUGCCACUGUUCUCUGUAAAUUAGCCGAUCUAUUACAGCUUACAAAUUAUAUUUAACUACUCUUUUGACAGGUCUAUCAUGUAUCUGUUUGUUCAUUGAAAUGUGAAGAACAAUGUAGGACCAUUGAACCUUUUGCCACCUCAGAGAGUAACAAUAUUUUGCACUUAAAUUAAUACUUUGUACUUUUUAAUGCUCAGUCUUGUAAUUCUGUUAGCUUGUGACCAGCGCCAUAGGAUUCCUAAAAGUCAUCAGAAAUGAUCAUUUAGUAGCUUAUUUAUCAAACCAAAAAAAUAAUGGAGGAGCAUACCCCCGGACCCCCCUUGCGGUCUGUGUUUUUCUCUGCUCACUCAUCCUUCACACAUUUUUCACCCCUAACCAGUUUGCAUGCCUGUGAAUGAGAAUGCACAGUCUGCACCACAGUGCAUGAUAUAUAUAUAUAUACACAUACACACAUGUGAGGUGUAUAUGGACCUAGUGUUUGAACCUCUAACCUCAGCAGUGUUAGUGCCAUGCUCAUGGACUGAGCCAGCUCAGAUGAAACUAAUCCAGCCUCCAAAGUCGGUUGUAACUACUGACCAAAUAAAGAGACCGAAAGUCAAUCAGAAAGUAUUAAGGGAGCCCAGGUUCUGUUGUGUUUCACACAGCAGUGAAGUGAAGCAGAUCAGAGCUGAAAUGGUGAUCUAGGAUCUAAAUCAAUCUUAGAUAUUGAUUGUAUGUUAGUUUUACCUGAUAACAUGAAGCUUUUCUCCAAAACAAACCUGGUAACACUUUAUCUGACGUGGUUGUCAUAAACCUCAUCAGUAUCAUCAGUAUAUUAUAAACACAUUCCAAGUGCAUGAAAAGAAAUACCAGAACAUGAUAUAUUAUUCACAAUGUGAAUAAUGUGUCACAGAAAAUUUAGGGAUAAACACUUAUUGGUGGAACUGUAUAAUUAAUUCUAUGACAAAAGAGCUGUUUAAAGACCGUACCAGUGUUAUUCUGCACCGUAGCCUGACAACUAAAAGUCAUGUGUACUUUACAUAUCUACUGAGCAUUUUUCAAAGCAUAACAUCACUACGUAGACGGAUUUCCUACUUGUAAGCUCAUUUCAGAACCAUAUAAGGGCUUAAAUUAACAAUUACUUUUAUUUAAGACAAAAAAUUUAGGUCUUCAUUGCGAUGGAUCACCCAUCUCAACAUUUUCAACCAUUUAAAAUCUGACUGUAUGCUUUGUGAAGUGGUCAACAGGAAUGCUAAGUAUGCAUGAUUUGUAGUUAAAGGGGUACUCCAACAAUUUAGUGUUGCGCUUCCAUAAAGUCAGAGGACUUGCAGGACAGGAUUAGAAGCUACAGCAAAGGCAUCACAGUGACAUCAACUAAUGUGUUCCUGUGUUGAGAGUGUUAGGGAAACACUGUAUGGGAGUAUCUUAUGAGCACCACUUCUAAUAAAGUGCUACCAGGAUGUUCCCCAACAGCAGGUGAAUGGUCCAUUCUCAUAUAAAACAGCAGAAAAGCCUGGAUCACCACUCCCUUUGUGUGAGGCCAGUAGCUCUGAAAAGCAUUAAAAGGGAUGCUUCCUGUCUGUACAUAUGAACUAGAAGCCAUUUAAUAACAAAGGACAAUCAGCUAGUCACUACCCACAAUCCACUUUGGGUAGAGAAGAUUUCCACAGUAUGCCUUGCAUAUAGUGUCUUAUAUGAAGUAAUAAUGAAAAUGCAAUAACUUUAUAUUUGUUAAGAAAUUCUCUAUAUUUGAUAUGUAUCUGAUAAUAGAUUGAGAUAAUGAUCAUCUAUGUGCCAUGUUUUUUAAACAAAUACCAUGUUCUUUACUGCAUGAUGACAAUUAUGAAGUGUUUUUACUCCAGAAUGUAUUAUAGUGUGUAUUAUCCCGUCUUUAUGUGUUUGUCUAUCUGCCUGUACAGCACAAUGUGUCCCCCUCUCUAACAGUAUUACUGUGCUAGGCAGCUCUGUAGCAGGGAACCCUCACCAUGGCUCCUCCAUCUAUUAUUAUUUGUAUUAUUAUUAUUAUUAUAUUAUUAUUAUUAAUAUAGUUAGUUAUGUUUAUGUCCUCUGGAGCCAACAUUAAUUUGGUUACUUUUCAAGAUUUUGUCUUCAGUGUGUAAUUUGAUUUCAUGUUAAAUUAGGGGGAAAAAAGAAAAGUUAAAGAGUUCACACCUUCAGACUUCGUUGAAGUUGUAAAGACUGAAGUUUUCUGCUCCUCAUGAAUUAUUUCUCAGCUAAAUGAAUAGUUCAACAUUUUAGGAAAAGCUUUUAAAUGCUUUUUUUUUCUGAGAGUGCGAUGAGAAGAUCGAAAUCGAUCUAAUGUCUGUGUAUUAAGUGCAGACAUAGUUAGCUUAGCUUUAACACUGGAAGUAGAGAUAAACAGUUAGUCUGACUGUUAAAAAAUAUGCAUACAAGCACUUGUGUACUAAACACAACAAAGCUGACAACCGUAAAUUCUCAAAUAAUGGCUGGGGCCUUUAAUUACCUCAACUGCAGAGAGUACCAGGGCUUUAUUUGAAGCAGGCUUAUAUUAGAGACAGGCCUUUUAUUUCUAAUUCCCUCUGUUUGGUAAAUAUAUUUGGUCAUAUUUUAGUAUGAAGCCUCUUUUUUUCUGAUCUGCUCCAUUUACCCUGUUAAAUUUUUGCUACUGCAUUAUGCUGUUAAUAUAAACUCUACACUUCCUGUAUACAUUUCAAAUUAAAGGCCAUCUAGCGUUUCAGUGGACAGAAUCCCUUCAAUUCCUAACAAGGCUUAUAUUGUUAAACAUUUGCAGGAUCAUCGUGUGGAAAAUGUAUUGACUUGCACGGUUCCCUACAGUACUUCAAAUGUAGUUGCUGCCAUCCUGUAGCUCUUGUAAGUUACUAUACAGUUUGGCUGAGACAUUAACACACAUACAACCACAGUGACUGAAACAGGACAAUAACACUUUAGAUGAGUAAUCCAGAACAACAAAGUGUUGAAAAUAACAGUUGAAUUUAUUCAAUUAAAGCGAUGGUAAUAUACAUUAUGCUUAGUUGUCAUGCACAUUAUAUAACAGGCACCGGAGUUUAUCCACCCCUUGUUUUUUCCCCUGGCCUGUAUUUGGGGGCGGCCUUUAUUUGUUUGUGGUGACCACGCCCCCAGCCAUUAUUUGACUACCAGCUUUUAUUUGAGAAAAUAUGGUAAUUUAAAUUAACACUUUGUAUCUUGUUUUUUUCAUUCACCCAUAUAUGAAGAGAAAUGUAAAAACGGCAAUUUGUGGUUUUAGGGGUAGAUUUUUUUUGGAGCUAUAUCUUGACCACUAAUAGUUUAUUGAUCUGUUAGCUAAUUAACAUUAGCUCCAUCAGUUGGUUUCAAAACUCUCUCUGGACUUUUUCAUAUAACUGACUCGUAUGAAGAUGACAAACCUGCAAAAGGGUCUAAAAUAUACAUUUGAUGGCUUCAUACAUGAUAUCAUGGUAAUUAAGUGCUCUGUAAUGAUUGAAAAAAGACGGGCUAAAGCUAUAUGUCCCAGGCAAAAGGUCAGCUUUCUCACCAGUUGAUGAAACAUGCAGACAACAAAUAAAGGAGCAACAUUGUUGUAUCACAGGAUGGAGUUUGUAUGCCCUAAUAUCGUAUUAGAAGAAAAAAUUUAAUGUUAUUUCUUUCUAACAACAUCAUUCAGAUACUUAAAAUAGUAGUAUUUUCAAGCAAAAUGUUUCAUUUUUACAUGAGAAAAGGGUGUGAGGAUGAGGUUAGUUUGGCAAAGUAAACUUCCCCAAAUCCAAUAUAUAUUCCAUAUUAUACUCCAGAUAUUCCAUAUUUAACCCACAGACAUGAGACUGAUAUCCAUCUUCUCAUCUCACUCUAUGAAAGGAAGCUACUCAGCGAAUUUCCCAAAAUGUUAAAUUAUUCAUACAUUAUGAUAAUUUUUUGUUUUACGGCUAACUUGGCAGCCCUCUGGAAGCCGAGAGGAAUAGUAUUUUUAUCAGGGAGCUCAUUUCUCCUGUCUUUCCAUAUGAUGUUAAUUUCUUUGCAUCAUCACUGUGUUUGACUUUGUAAAAGUUCCAUGAAUUAAAAAAAAAAAGAUUUGGAAGAAAGUCAACAGGAUGCAUAUUUCAUGAAAUAUAAAAAAAAGCAAUACCACAACCAA